This is a messenger RNA of Fusarium odoratissimum NRRL 54006, 393 nucleotides long. RefSeq lists its product as uncharacterized. Lineage: Eukaryota; Fungi; Ascomycota; Sordariomycetes; Hypocreales; Nectriaceae. The coding region runs from base 1 to 393 and encodes 130 amino acids. The transcript has a single exon. Gene Ontology annotation, molecular function: protein binding. The record is from RefSeq and is a predicted model, not a curated record.
AUGGUGGCAUCGGCGUCUUGGGAUAGGACGGUACGGAUCUGGAAUACGUCAAUGGGGGAGUGUAAUGACGUCCUUCCGUCAGAUUCUGGCACGGACGUGCUUUCCUUUACGCCCGAUGACGGGGGUAUUAUCACUAGCAAUGGUGUAUCUAGUUUUACUGACAAUUGCAUGUCUCCCGAGAACCCUCCCAUGCCACCACCACCUUCGGUGGUCCCGGCGCUUGGCUUGCGGGACAAGAUCUGGGUGACGUCGACAGGACAAGAUUUACUUUGGCUACCUGCCGAAUGUCGUGGUGGAACAGCAGCGGUUUCAGCAGGUACAUUUGCGAUAGGUUGCCGAUCCGGAAGGGUUGUAGUAUUGGGUUUCUCUGCCGCUGAAAUAGCAAAAUUGUAA